Molecule: messenger RNA, 7621 nt
Organism: Amoebophrya sp. A25
Lineage: Eukaryota; Dinophyceae; Syndiniales; Amoebophryaceae
Source: the annotation of a GenBank genome assembly
CAUCAGUGUGCCAGCCUUGUCCGACAUCGGUGGGUCCUCCAUUCCGAAGAUUGGAGAUAGACUCAGCGAGUGCUCGCUUCGGGGUUUGGCCAAAAUCAAUGAGCAGCUUGAAGACGAGAACGCGGAAUCGCUAUCACCUGACAAGCACGACUCAGAGGAGCGGGACGAAGAUCGAGAAGUACUUGUUCGAAUAAGAGGCCAUUUUUGAAUAGAUUUUACCAUGCUGGUGCUGCACGACUGGCUCGUUGGAAUGUUGUAAUAUUCGAGUAUUAAAAAUAUUGAUGUUCACGUUGAGGGUGUAGUUGCGGCGGCGUAGUAAAAAAUUAGCCGAGAUGUAGUGCUUCUUAUCUUACUCAUGCUGUUACAAGUUUCGCUUUCGUUCCAAAAUCAGGAUACCCUUCCGAACGUCGGCUUCGCAACGACAGUUGUGCAGAGUUCUUUCGCGGAAGGGGAUGACUCGCUGAGCGGGACGUCGAAGACUGGCGAAGCUUCGCCUCUCUGUGCUUCCAUGACUAGUAGCUGUGCCACAACUGUGGUCUUGGCUGCAGAUUCGGCGGUCGAAGGAGUAGUGCAUUCUGGUAGCCCACCUGGCUUGCGCUCCCUUCUGGGCACCUCCACGUCACCACCGGCACCGCUUCGAUUAAGGGUUACCGAAUUACAUCCCGCACUACCCUUCUUGGCUCUUUAUUUCCUACCCGAAGAAAUGAAGCCAGGGAUGUCCCGAAGAGGAGUGUGUUGAUCGUAAUGCUGCACCCUCUAACUCAGCGGGCCGUGACGUUAGGCACCGCGGCCGGGCCAAUGCAUGUGACUGUGGCGAAAAACUUCAUGAAUUCUGGUGAUAUUCAGGACUCUAGCACAUCCCCGCGCCAACCGCAGGCGAGUGUCUUAGGACCAGAUGGAGCUGAGCCGCACCCGGGUGGACCGCAUACGUACGGAGCAGGUUUUCCCCACGACCGAGGGGGCGUGCCACGGUAUGCCUACCCAACGGCACCCGAGCACGUCCAUGCUAGUGGUGUCGCAACCAUCGGCGGACCUGGAGGUGGACUCUACUAUGGUGGCCCUCGUCCACAUCCGAUAGGCAGGUCACACUCGGUGGCACACUUCCGACCACCUCAAAAACUCUUGGCCACCAAAUCAAAGUCACGUCGUAAGUCACGGCAUUUGCGUCGAUUGCUCUCGCUGCGAGACGACUAUGUUAAGGAUUUAGUUGUUGAUCACUAUCUGGUUCUGGUGUGGACUAUGCCGAACAGUGGGCUUACCUUAAAAGUUAUAAGGGGAUGUUGUCAUGUGAGAGAAUACGGGGAAUCGAUCCAGAUCCACUGCCACGCCACAACGGAUAGUGAUUGCCUGGCGUUAACUCAGCAGGCAAGUUCAUCUUCGCGGGUCUUGACCGUUGCGAUGCUCUGGCGGGAGUGAUGCUGAAGAUCCGCAUGUUUCAUGGUUUUCUGGCAGACUAUCCAAGAUAUCAAAACAAUUAAGGCGCACACGAUUUUGAAUGAGUGUAAGAAGGAUUACUAAAACGGCAAGAAACAAAGAAGUGGAAGGACGAGCAUAAUUGUGCAUUUUAGAUUCACCACGCUCGAUGGUCGUUCAGGAGCAAGCUCGUCUACUCUUUUCCAAUAUAAUGAUGGAGUAUCAACAGGAGCUCUAUCGAGGACAAAACACAGUCAAAAUUUUAACGUCUAAGACCGAGUUCUCCUAGUCCAGUGUGUGUACCCCAGUACGACCAGUAUGCUUCCGGCAGACGGACGGAACAAACUCGUGGAAGCACUUCAGGGCUUGGUAACUGAAGUAAAUGACGCCUUUGGAGAGCACAUUCUACUGAUCACAGAUGAGGUCGAACGGGACGAAAAAUUGGCCUUGUUCCGCAGCGCCGAUGUUUUGGUGGACACCCAGGUCCGAGACGGUCUCAAUCUCGGCCCUUUCGAGUUUUUGGCUUGCCAUCAGGACACUAGACGGGUAUUCACCGUGAUUUUGUCGAUGGUUCUUCGUUUUAGUUGUUGAUGAGAACUCGUCGUUUUUCCCUCUCUCUCUCUUUGUCAAUGGAAAGAUAACAUAGAAUAAACCUACUAGUACCAUCCUGAAAAUAGGCAUCGUUGAUUCUUUCGGAGUUUACGGGUUGCUCGCGUGUUUUGCAGGGCGCUAUCCAAGUGAAUCCUUGGAAUACGCAGCAGGUGCAAGCUGCUUGUGAUCGAUGUUGUAGGAUGGCAAUCGCAGAGCGCGUCGAAAGGUAGCGCAUGUGGAUUUUUUUAAGCUUGCUUCAGUAUUAAUACAGCAAACCAGCCUUUUAGAUAGUCUCCGUCUCAAUUUUUCAACACGAUCAUGAUCUGCAAUUAUUGUCAAACCAAGAUCGCUACACUACAACCUUUUUUGUUUUAUACACUCUAGACGCUGCCAAGGCCUACGCCUACAACCUUUUUUAUUUACUCUAGAAGAUCAAGUAGUAGUACACCUGCAGCUACAACAUGCAUGCAUAGUUGUCUAGUGAAUACAUAGCAAUAGUAUCUUCGUCCGUUUAGUGGACGAGGAGGCAGUAAGAAGGGCAACUCCACCAAUUUUAGGUACACGAUCGAUAUGGAUUAUUGCAAGAACCAUUCUCUUUUGAAGUGGGCUUUAGGGUUUUUGCAAGAUUUACGGAGUGCCAGGAAAAAAGACGAGUACAGCUAUAUCUGCUACGGAUUCGGUGCGAAUUACAGACUGAUGUCCCUAGACGCACAGUUUAGAAAAUUGGAGACCGAUGACGUGAUCCAGUCCUACCGAACCAGCCGGACGAGCCGCGUCUUCUUUUUGGAUAAUGUUAUGCUACAACGAGAAGGCCUAGGAAGAGUUCAAUAUUUUAGAACGUUGAUUUGAUAGAUGUUGGAGUUCGUGGCAUUUGCAUGAACCAAUUGAAGAAGCGUUUCGUCCUGUAAGACUCACUUGUGCCCACAACAUAGGAACUUGCUUGAAGUUUAUUUUGCAUCCGUCCUCUUUUUGCAAAGGUCCUCUGAAGCAAGCUAGUUCCCCUUCUCCUUUGAAGUUGUUAGUUCUCCUCUCUUUCAUGCCCAAAGGCACCUUGGCAGCGGAUCUGCGACAUUUGUACUCGCGUCGGGGCGCCGCACCGACGAAUAGCGAGGAGUUGAACUCGAAAGGUGCACCGCCCAGGGAGAGUGUCCUCCAAUGCCUUAGAGAAUUAUCAAGGGAUCCGAAGAACAUUGUCGUGGUCAUCAGUGGGAGAAGUAAGACGCAAAUGCAAGAUUGGUUUGCGUCUGUGCCUAAUAUCGGUCUCGCUGCUGAACAUGGCUGGUGCUACAGGUUGCCGAGCAUUUCGGGGGACGACUGGUAGUACUUACUACCUGCAUAGUAAUAUUGUAGUAAGUACUUGCAUAGUAAUAUUUGUAAUUCGCUUGGGUGUAGUAAGUACUUGCAUAGUAAUAUUAAUUUGUAAUUCGCUUGGGUGUAGUAAGUACUUGCAUAGUAAUAUUUGUAAUUCGCUUGGGUGUAGUAAGUACUUGCAUAGUAAUAUUAAUUUGUAAUUCGCUUGGGUAGAAGAUGGACAUGGAGUAGAAGAAAUAGUUAGUACAAGAACUCCCUAAGCUGGUCAAUAGAUUUUUUGUUCAACAUUUGAAUUGAAAAUUUGUUUACAAGGCCAAUGCGAUUGUUUACAAGGCAAGGGCAACCUAAUCAAAGGCUUUGAUUAGGUUGCCCUUGCCUUUGGUCCUCAAGAAGAAAACUUCACGAUAUCUUCAGGUAUGUUACGUCACAGGGGGUGGAAAACGGCAAGGACAGUACAUGGAAGAAAAUAGUUUUCGAGCUUUUAAAGCACUAUGUGCAUCGCACGCAAGGCAGUUACAUCGAGAACAAGGGCUCAGUUAAGGGUUGUUGGGACAUUCUCCAUUAUUUAGAAGCCUUCUUCAUCUUUGUUUACUCGUGAUAUUUAACUUAUUACAAGAAAAGAUGUUGCUUAUAAGACGUAAAGAUAAAGAACGAAGGCUUGUAGAAAUGAAUUGAAAUUGUCUCAGCCUCUUCUAACUCAGCAUUAGUAUGGACGUAUCGCGACUCCGAUCCUGAAUUCGGGAGAUGGCAAGCGAAGGAGCUGUCCCAGCAUUUGCGUGAGUUCAUGUUUGCCUUCCCAGUCGAGAUCGUAGAAGGGAAAGGCUACCUAGAAGUCAAACUUGCGGGAGUGAACAAGGGAUCGGCAGUGUCGAAGAUUCUGUCAAAUUAUGGCGAUUCUUUCUCAGAAAGCGGGCAAGAGAUGACAACAGUCAAGGAUAGAAGGUCGAUCUUGAUGUGAUUUUGUAUCUACUACAGGUAGUACGUCGAAGAUAUGUUUUUGUUUCUACGUUGGUAGGUAGUUAGGGGGUUAUGAACACUAUCAAGUACUGGGGACACUAUCAAGCACUGGGGACACGAUGAGGUACUGGGGACACGAUGAGGUACUGCGGACACUAUCAAGUAUUGGGGGCACGAUGAGGUACUGUGGACCCACACGAUGAAGAACGUUCGUCUACGCCAACGAAAGGGAAACAAAGGGAUCUUCUUCUCCUUCUAAUCUCAGAUUUCGAAGAUUCGGGGAGAGCCGGAUUUCAUCCUUUGUAUAGGCGACGACCGCUCGGACGAAGACAUGUUUCAGGUUAUAAAUGCUUAAGGCUGUAGAUAAUGCUUUCAUCUUUGAGAGGGGGCUCAAUGUGAAGGAUCCAUAACCUAACCUAACCUAAGACCUGGGGCGGCCAUACAGUCUCUACGGUGGUCUCGAGUGGCCGUAUAAUGAGAAGGACACACUUGACAUCGUCCUUGUGCUGAAAGUGAUCAUGCACAGUUCUAAAAUGCAAUGCGGGAUGAGCGCGCAGGUCCAGACAGCUGCAGUACGACCGAUGAGACGGCUUCGGAUAGUAGUACCUGGCGUCAGCAACGAUCUAGCUCCAUUAUUGGCGGCCUCUGUAAUCUCGGAAGUGACCAGAUGAACGGUGCUGGCAAGCGAACGGGUAUAUCAUUUCUGAAGUACUAAGUGCCUGCCGAACCCCAAGCACCGUGACAUUGUGAUUUUGGUGUACAGAUAAGAUAAAUUGAUGCAUGGAAAAAGUAACAAAAAAUGAUCAACGGGCGAUUAUAUCCUCUACUACAAUCGAACACCAGCUUAUUUUUCGUGCACCGUGGGUCAAAAACCGUCCAAAGCGAAGUACUUUUUGCAUGACGUGGAUGAGGUGAGCGAUCUGAUAGAUCAGUUGCGGUGUUGCGUGCAAUGGAGCCUGCAAAGAGAUGGCGAUGAGCUGAGGGCUGCCAAAGGACUCGCCAAUCUGCGCUUCGGGGAGCCUGUUGCAAGGAGCGCAACCUCACGAUCUGGAGCCUCGGUUGUUAAGGCCGCUUACUUGCUUGAUACGUUUCUUUUCUUUGAAAACAUUCAUAUACUUUUUUGAUUCAUCAUGAUAUUGUAGUACUAGUUCUUCUAGAGGCAAAAAUUGGAACCACAUCAGGGUGCUAAACCGGUAAAGUUGGUGGUACAACUUGAACUUAUUAUAUUUCGAAAAUGAUGACUCACAGGAAGACGAGUUCGUCCUCUAAAGCACUUUGUUCCGGAGGUGGACUUACUUCUGAGGGUACUUCUUCUACACGACCGUCUUCUACGUUGACAAGCAAGAGCACCAGCAAGCUGAGUGGAAGUAGCGGUGGUGAUGUACCUGCAGGAAGCAAUAGCAAAAAGUUAGUAAGUAGUAAAAGACCACCAGAAGUAGAUGUCGAAGAAGUUGUGAUACGACAAGGAGACGGGUACGACACCAGAGAUGAUUCUACUUCUACUUCUUCCGAUGAAGAUGAUGGAAAGGAUAUUAAUUACGGCAGUACUCGAGGAGAUGAACAACAACAACGUGGAGACAAAUCCCAUUUUUAUGGUUUGCCACAUUGCAAUCUGCGCUAUCAUUCUUGGCCGUUUUUCAAUGGGGAACGAAACAAGUCAAGGAUGGUCUGAAGAAUGCAAUGUCGCAACCUCUAGCAUUUGCCGAACGCGUAUCGCGGACGGGUGUCCUCUGGGUCUAGUACAAGAGGCACCACUAGAAGAAGAACUCGCCAAGAUGAGAAGAUAGACACUUGUUCCCGAAACGUGGAGUCUCGGAAUCAUGGAACAAAUCUCCGAAGCACACGCAAUUCGUCGGGAGAACAGCGAGGACCAUGUGCGCGCGUGCAUCCUGCUGCUCAACAUCGUUAUGAAGAAUCUGACGAAGAGCAGGACGAUGACUUUUGCCGCGACGACGGGACUGCGAGGUCACCACCAGGACACGACGCUGAGCAGCAUUUUUCAGAAGAGCAUUCGGAGCACGGUGGAGGUGUCACGGAGAUCAGGCAAGACAUGCACUCUUCCAGCGAUGAAGAUUCCUUUUCUCCAGCAAGUAGAGGUGGUAACUAUGGUUAAGGCUCCAUACAUUUCACUCCUAAAAGUCACUUGCAUUUCUCAUUCGUGCCAGUACCUUGUUCAGCUUCGAGAGCGGCGGUCAUCUCUUGGUCCUCGACAUCUUCUUUUUCUACAACAUCUUUAUAAAUAUUUUAAGUGGAUGCUUCCGGUCUUUGGUAUAGCCUGAGUUUGAUCAUAAGGGAAAACAAGAAGAGAACCCUUAGAUGAUCCAAUUCAGGCUAUACCAAAGACCGGGGCCAUCCAUUAAAUUUUAGGGUUGGGAGAACAGAUGUUGCAGGCAAAAAGUGAAAUGUUUUGCGCUCUAAUAUGGGGAAAAUCAUGGGAAGCCUCUGUCUCCCCGUAACUCUCUUCCACCGCCGAAGUACACCCGCCAGAGUGCGUCGUCGUCUUGUAGCACCGCGCUCACUCCCGACCAGCGGGAGACAGUGGUAGUAGACUCGAACUGAGGAAUCGACUCCAUCAACAAGGGAAACGGAGUACAACUCAGAAGCAUGAUAGGCGAUUCACGUGGAAAAGUAGUCAUAGGAGUAGGUGAGGCCGAGCCUGAGGCGCUAGUGCUUCCAAAUAUCAUGCAUGCUCCCGAAUAGUACGAUGGUUUCAGUUUUUGAGCUUUUGAUGCAACUCGAUAGGAACCUCCUAUGUAUAUUUACUAAGUAAAUUUUUAUUGUUAAGCGUAGAGAAAGUUAGAACGAGAUGCAGAGGGUAAAAGCACUAUUGGUUUUUCAACGUCUAAGAAAUAUGCUCAAUAGAACAACAGGAGCUUGUUGUUCAUGUGUAUAAUUUCGUAAAUGUCCCCUUUAUUUUCUUGUAUAAAUUCUCAGUCUGUCUUGAGUUCCCCUAGGGUUUGGUCUCAAAGCUGAUUUGGCAAGUCAGAUUGGAGACACAUGACAUGAUGUUACUGUUUUCGUCAAUUGGCCGUAUUUACUAACUAUAUGAUCACUGUGCGUUAUUGAGUGCUUACUUGUUUCUACUUGUAGUUUUUCAAAACUUUCUGACUAGUUCGGGUCAACAGACGGCACGCCGCCACAUGGCUCAAGAAUGCUGACGUCGUGUAUUCCCAUCAUCUUCGGAUUCGAACAGGUGCCGGCGGAGCUCGAUGUGAAGGAUCCAUAAUCUUACCUAACCUGCCUGCACCUCUGAGGUAGUGUCACUUCGUUCUAAUGAGCAGCCGGUGCGAAGCUUCAUAGACGACGUGUCGUAGUGUCACUUCGUUCUAAUGAGCAACCGGCGCAAAGC